This is a messenger RNA of Linum tenue, 520 nucleotides long. The record is from the annotation of a GenBank genome assembly. Lineage: Eukaryota; Viridiplantae; Streptophyta; Magnoliopsida; Malpighiales; Linaceae.
ACUCUGCAUAAUGUAGAUUGUAGCGAGGAAAGGUCAGUUCGAAGAGGUGAAGGACAAGUAGAGGCGCUGGAGCUUAUCCUCGAACGUGAGACGAGUUCAGACUAUAAAAUUUCUCACCUGUUGGGAUGCGGGAAUGCACUGCAGUGUGUAUGGAAGUCAUUGACAUGGGAGAUGGGAGGAAGAUCUAUUGGGCAACUAGAUAGAUCAUGAAGGAACCACAGGGGUUGGUGACAACAGUUCCAGGCGACCAGGAGAAUGAAAGGUUUGGUUCUUUUCAAGCGACACUAAGACUUGAUGAUUGUUCUCUUUUACAAGUGGUGAAUUUAAAUCAGGGCCUCUAAAUUUCACCCUUGAACAUACUUCGCUCUCUAUGUUCUCAAGCACCUAGCAAUGGCGAGGAGGUGCUUUCAAUUGCGUUUCAGGGAACUUUGAUUCAGGCCAUCGCUCCGGCCAACCUCAUCCAACACUUCACCGAUAUUUUGCAGUUGGGAAGUGUUUACCUCAAAGAGUCUCUAUCGUG